This is a messenger RNA of Plenodomus lingam JN3, 414 nucleotides long. Lineage: Eukaryota; Fungi; Ascomycota; Dothideomycetes; Pleosporales; Leptosphaeriaceae. The record is from RefSeq and is a predicted model, not a curated record.
AUGCCGCCCCCCCACCUCCCCUCCACCUCCCACCACCGCCACCACCACAACAACCCCACCAUCAUCCUCACCCCCUCCGAACUUGUCGAAAUCCGCGCCGCCCAACGCACCUUUGAAGGCGCCUACAUGCGCACCGCCAUCGGCCAGUUCAGCUUCGCACUCAUCGUGCUCAAGAUCUUUACCUCCGAGUUUUAUAGCAUCGGGGCGUUGUUUGCCGUGUACGGGGCUGGCAUCAUGGGCGUGGGCGCGCUGAGACGGAGUGAAGGAAAUAAGCAGUUCUUCUCCGAAGUAGGCGAAGACGGACUACGACGGAAAAAAUUCCGUACGAGUGGGAAUGUGGUGUCGGUUUUGACGGCGUUGAGUGUCUCGGCGUAUGCUUGUCUGUUGGUGCUUACCUUGCGCUUGGACUCGUGA